Zychaea mexicana is the source of this 1055-nucleotide messenger RNA. RefSeq lists its product as uncharacterized. The transcript has a single exon. The coding region runs from base 251 to 952 and encodes 233 amino acids. NCBI's taxonomy places the organism in Eukaryota, Fungi, Mucoromycota, Mucoromycetes, Mucorales, Lichtheimiaceae. The record is from RefSeq and is a predicted model, not a curated record.
CUCUCUCUCUCUCUCUCUCUCUCACAUCGUAUAUUCCGUACACGGCGUGCCGUUGAACAAUAUCCGUCUCUUUCCUUCCUUUUCUCUGCCCCCACCCCUUUGUUGUUUCUAUUUUCCCUUCUGCUUUGUGAGAAAUUAACAGGCUUGCUUGCUUAUUUUCUUUGUACACUUCUUCUGUUUCUUUUGCUCGAACCCCAAACCCACACGCUUACCUUCUUCGUUUCUUCCCCCACACAAACGCUUUUCUUGGAUGCUUUCAGUCUACCCGAAUAUGAGCUUGGACAUCAACUUUUCGCAGGGAGUUCCCUCCACCCACGGCUUCUCGCGGGGUGGAAGUCUGCCAUCGAACCAAUUCGACCCGUAUCUUGCCGCUUCCUUUGCAGCGACUGCAGCAGCAACGACGACCACCCCCACCACUGCGAAUAGUUCUGGCGCAAACAGCCCCGCUUUGUUCGAUACCCAAUGCUCACCUUUUGGCUUCUCUGUCUCGGUGCCGUCGGCUGGCGCGACACACCAUGCAUUCAUGCCUUCAUCUCCUCAACCAUUUUUGCCUCAACAACAAACUCAUCAGCAACUUCAACAACCACAGCAACACGCUUCUCGUACGCUUGCGUCGGGAAGCAGCCCGGCAUCCUCGAUGCAAUACAGCCCUGUUUCUUUCGACCAGCAACUUGUCGCUGUAUGUGUCGGUGGACCCACUCCAAAGUUGAUGGCUGAAGAUUACACUCGUUCUGAGUCCGGCUUGCCCGUAGACCCUUGCGUGUACAGUAGAAGCAGCAACUCGCCACUGGCUGGUCCAGUAGCAGCUCCUCUUCACCACCCACCACCACCACCUCAACCAACAACUUUAAGCCCAACGAUUCCGUAUCACCACCAUCACCAUGGUUACCACCCGUACAUGUAUCCUGGUAACGUAUUCAGUCUAAACCAGCAAAGCGACAAUGGAGAGUAGUAUUCCUAAUUUUAUUAUGUAUGUAUGGAAUAUGUAGGUCUGGUCGGCGAUCCUACGUCUGAAACUGUAGUGCAGAGCAGCAAUAACUACAAGCGUGGCGGUU